UUUUGAACAUUGGCCAUAUCCAGCGCAAAUGCCUGAUGAGUUGUCAGUGAGAAACGCUGGUACCUUCUUUUUUUUUGUGAGCUGACGGGUUGGUUAGGCAGUGAUAAUCACAAAAGCUCCGAAUAAGGCAAGACCCCCUCCUUUGACGGAUCUGAUCCACUCCUCCUUCAUUCCUUCACUUGAAUCAUUCCUUCAAACACAUGUCUGCAUUCAGGAACGCGCUCAUUCGAAACGUGCUCUCGUCGACUCCAAGGCGAGUGCUUCCCCGCCAACAACUCCCUGUGAUCACUCGGUCCUUCUCGCUCCUCACACACACGCCUAGGAAGGUCACCGCAGCCACCGCAGUUGGCGCUCAGGACCAGAGACAGGGCUUCGCAACGUCGCUGCCGUAUGCAGACUUCUCGAAAUCGGACGAUAUGCUUGAUAAGGCACAGGAGUACAUGGACGAGGGUGUCUCGUUUUUGAACAACGAUAUGCUCCCUCUCGCCAUGAGUUCCUUCCAGAAGAGUAUCAACGUCCGACCCACAGCGGCUGCGUAUUAUAACAUGGGCGUGGGAUACUUUCAACUGGGCGACUUUCAAUCCUCAAUCAACUCAUUCCAGGAGUCAUUGAAGUUGUCGCCGCACCACGCAGAUGUCCAUACCAACAUCGCGACGGCGCAUAUCAAAUUGAACGGGAACCUGAAGGAGGCCCUGAGCCAUCUCCAGGCCGCUGCCAAUAUUUCCUCGCAGGAUGCAGAGAUCCAGUUUAACUUGGGAGUGAUCAGCGAGCAGACUGGAGACUUUGAUGGUGCAAUCAAUGCCUACCAGUCAGCAGUCGAUCUCGGCAUCGAGACUGCGUCCAUGAACCUGCGGAACGUCAAGACCAAGAAGUUUGCAAAAUUGGCCAAGGAAGCAGAGUUCCGCGACACCAAAGAGUGAAUAAUAAGAAUCCUUUACAAACAAACAAACA
Molecule: messenger RNA, 951 nt
Organism: Gamsiella multidivaricata
Lineage: Eukaryota; Fungi; Mortierellomycota; Mortierellomycetes; Mortierellales; Mortierellaceae
Exons: 3
Coding region: 201-920 (239 amino acids)
Molecular function (GO): protein binding
Source: RefSeq, a predicted model, not a curated record